GGAGGCUGAUGCGCACGGGCGAAUCAGAGACAGAACUGUGCGCUUCCACAGGCCGUCCCCGUGGGUUUUAGACAGGCGCGAGUCCGCAAUCUGCAUCAUGAACGGAGGUGAGCCUGUCAGGUGGCCCUUUGGUCGCCCUCUCGCCGCGACGCGACCCGUCCGGAAUGGAGACGGUGCAUGUGCAUCCGGGCCUUGUGACGACGGGAACGUCCUACAGGCAUCUCGCCGUCCCCCGAUCUACCCAAGGACUAGCGGGGUCUCUCAGGCUGCAGGAACCAUCCUUCACUUGCAAACGCGCCCACUCGCGUCUCGCCUCCCACACCGCGCAUAAGAGCCUCCGGCGACGGCUCUCACCCCCGCGUUUCCCCACACCUUCCCCGCCUUCGCAGGUGCCUACUGUCCCCGCCCCCGCACUCGCACUCGCACCGCCAAGGUGAGAUGGCACAGCCCGAGAAAGUCGGCCAUGGGCCCGAGCAUGUCGAGGACGCGAAGAGCAUCGAGAAGGGCGCGCCGCCCGCGUACAGCAACUUGACAGCGCUCGCGCACGCGGCAGCGACGGAGAAGGCGUAUACGCCGUUCCAGGCGGUCCAGGUGUACUGGCAGGCGACGCUUUGGUGUCUGUUCAUGUGCAUGGGCGCGCUGCUGUGGGGUUAUGACUCUCAAGUCGGAGGCGGUCUGCUCAGCGUACCCUCUUUUCGUCGCGACUUCGGGUUUCAAAGUGGGGGUCAAGGAGAUUACAUCCUAACGGCGCAAUGGCAAAGUGCCUUCAACAGUGUCAGUUCCGUUGGCGGAAUGUUCGGUGGCCUGUCACUAGGCUACGUCUCUGAUAAGCUCGGACGGCGAGGCGCAGUGGCUGUCUGCUGCAUCGUUUCCAUCACCGGCAUCUUCAUCCAGUUCUUCACCUACCCGCACAGGAAUGCGCAGCUCGUCAUCGGCAAACUCAUCAAUGGAUUUUCUUUGGGAAUGUACGUCUCGGGAGCAAGCUCAUACUGCGCUGAAGUGUCGCCCCUGGCGCUGCGUGGCAUCACGACGUCAUCUGUAAACUUGUGGAUCGUUCUCGGUCAAUUGAUGUCGAACGGUGUCAUCGAAGGCACAGGCAACUGGACGUCGGCGUACGCAUACCGUUUGCCCUUCGCGCUGCAAUGGAUCUUCCCCGUCCUCCUCCUGAUCGGUCUCCCCUUCGCGCCCGAGUCGCCCUGGUGGCUCGUGCGCAAGGGCCGCAAGGACGACGCGCGCAACAUCCUCGUUCGCCUCUCUAACGGCACCUCCAACGUCGACCUGCAGCUCCAGCAGAUCCAGGACACGAUUGCGCUUGAGGACAGCUUUGCGGCGAACUCGACGUAUGCGGACUGCUUCCGAGGGGUGAACGGUAGGCGCACGAUGAUUGCGUGUAUGGUGUUUGUGUUGCAGCAAGCGGCAGGCGUUGUCUUCGUGCUCGGCUACAGCACCUACUUCUUUGAGCUCGCCGGUUUUGCGGACAACAACGCCUUCCGGCUCGGCGUCGGCGUGACAGGCAUUGGUGUGGCAGGCAACCUGAUCAACUUCUAUACAGUCAACAAGGUCGGCCGGCGGUCGAUGUUCAACUGGACGAUGUUCGCGAGCACGAUUGUGCUCUUCCUGAUUGGCUUCCUCGCCAUCCCCUCGAACAACCAGAGCGCGAAGUGGGCGAUGGCGUCCUUCACGAUCAUCUACAACUUCAUCUACCAGCUCGGAUUGGGCCCGCUCGGAUACGUGAUCUUCGCCGAAGUCUCCUCCGCAAAGCUGCGUUCCAAGACAGUCGGCAUCGGCAUCCUUGUCAACUCGCUGUGCGGCAUGGUCAUGAAUAUCGUCAUCCCCUACCUAGUGACCCCGAACGAAGCGAACCUCGGGGGGAAGGUCGGCUUCAUCUUCGGUGGGCUUUGCGCAAUCGGGACGCUGUGGGGCUACUUGUACAUCCCCGAGACGAAGAACCGGACCGUCGACGAGUUGGACACGAUGUUCGAGCGCAGAAUCCCACCGCGCAAAUUCGGGUCGUAUACGAUCGUGGAGGAGGACAUGUCAACGGAGGAGGUCGCGAGCUCAUGAUGUACGACGUGUUGAGGCUUUUGCGUCGCAUGGACAUGAAUAGCUUGCCCUCACUGACAUGGCCUCUCUGAGUGUUAUAUUGUAAGUACGCCUGUAACGAACAUGACCGCGGUGUGUGAUGCUUGGUGCCUGCUCGUUUUCCUACCUUUUAGGGACCGCAUAAAUUAGGUUUGGGACUAAUACUGUCUACAUGUAGCAAUAAUGCGUCUGUUAUCGAGUUUUCCGGUUGCAAGUGCCGUCUUGUACCAUGACUAGGCAGAACGUCAGUCAGUGGAUUGCUUCAAUAUGAGGUUCUGCGUACCGGGCCGAUUUUCAAGGAGAGUUUCGAAGCUCUCGAAGUUCUGCAUGGUGUCGGGCUCGAUGGACUGUAGGUAUAUAUGACUGGAGGACCAUUAGCUCGAAGUACCGCCGUAGGUUCUGCAG
Messenger RNA from Rhodofomes roseus, 2487 nucleotides. Its product is annotated as general substrate transporter. The coding region runs from base 439 to 2064 and encodes 541 amino acids. Gene Ontology annotation, biological process: carbohydrate transport; transmembrane transport. Gene Ontology annotation, cellular component: membrane. The transcript has 14 exons. The record is from RefSeq and is a predicted model, not a curated record. Lineage: Eukaryota; Fungi; Basidiomycota; Agaricomycetes; Polyporales; Fomitopsidaceae. Gene Ontology annotation, molecular function: carbohydrate:proton symporter activity.